AGAAAUCAACAGGCCUAAAAUAUCGCCAGGUUUAUCUGUGUAGAUAACUGGGACAAUAAAUCCCGUGGAAGUCGGGCACGUGAUGCGCAGUGCAGUUGUACCUUUAUCACGUUACUAACAAGGCGCUGAGUGCAUGCGACAUUCUGGACACUUUUUCGGUAUAUCCUCUUUCAGGUUUUUUUGGCUGAUGCCGUAUCAUAUGUGAUUCACUUGUGACGUCACAGCUGUGUUUCGGAUACGUGAAACAAAUGGAACUUAACGAUUGUGUUUUUUAAAAUGACAAAUCCACAGAUCUAUGCCCAUCCUGACUGCACCACUGCACAGUGUGGAUUUAAAUCGUGAGUCCGACGGAUGUUUUCAUACCCGCAAAUAGUGUGAAGUUUAUUUUACCUUGAUUUUAUCGGGGGAAAAAUAAACUUCCGCGUUCAUCAAACAACAAAUCAAAACGUGGACAUCCUUAAACAUGGAAUUUGAACAUGGCAGUUAUCAAUCGGUUAGUCCUCAAAUUUCGAAAUACUCUAGUUCCCUGCCUCCAGUAGACGAAAGUGCAGAAUACAUAGGGCAAUACAGCAUGGCGACACCGGAUGUGACGAAAGAGAACGAAACAAGUGAGGAUGACCUUUCCUACCUCAGUGUGAAAAAAGAGUCAAAAAUCGAGCAAUACAACAAAAAACGUAUCACAUCACAUGGGCCAUCAAGAAUAAUCGUGAUCCUCAAAUGGCUGACCACUCUAAUAUUUGCUGCGGUCCUGUUGUCCUGCUUGGUUACCAGUAAAUUAACUGUGAUUGGUCUAUCUCGUCACCUGGGUAAUGGGACUGACGCUAAGUACCAGGCGUUCAUAAUGUGUCUCGUGAUUCUUUUUGCGCCAAACGUAAUAUCUAUCUUCAGAUCUAUAUGGAAUAUUAUCGGACGAAGCGAUAUUCCAUGGCCGAACAAGAAAUCUAUAUUGCUAGUCAUUCUGUCGGCGACGUUUGAAUCAGGUGGACUUUGCAUCGUGGUCCUUAAAGCUCUAACCUCGGGACAAACAGCAUCGGGAGUUAGCGCAAUGCAGAUCGGGUUCGUUCUUCCAAUACUGUUCUACUUACAAAAGGGAAACAGUGAUCUGAAAUUAUUCCGUGGGCUUAGUGCAUUAUCUUUGUUAUUGGCUUUAGUGGGUGUGGCAAUGGUUAUAUUGAAUCAUGUAAAAAGUUCAUCGGGUGAUUCGUGGAGUCUGGUCGGUUUCAUGCUAAUCUUCAUAUCGUGGUUUCCAUACCUCAAUAAGCAGGUACUUCCCCGAGUCUCCGACACAGGCCAAACUCAGGUCGCGCAACCUGGAAGUAAUUUCCAGAUGAGUCGGUCCAUCAACAGAACUAAUUCUUCCCAAUCCUUUCAGAACAUGUCUUCGGGUUCGGGAUUCAAUUCUUACAGUUCUAUUCCAAACAACAAUGGGGCUAACAUGCAUGUCGAGCCCGACUCCAAUAGUGGUGUCCCGUGUUAUAAGUCCAGCACCUGGAAGGUUCUGUUGAUAUCGGCUUUCACAAAAAUCGUCGUUAUAUUUGCUGUGAGUGCAUUACUUCUUCGAUAUGAAAUGAGUGACAUGAGCUUCGAGGAUGCUUGGACAAGCGGAUGGGACUGGAACCUGAACGAUGAUAUUUGUAUUCUAUUUAUAGCCCACGUCAGCACAAGUGUCGUAGCGUACGUCACCGCUGUUUUCGCGUGUCAUACUUGCAUGGACUCCGGGGCGUUCGUAAUACCUCUGCUUCUUUGUUCUCCUCUGUCCUGUAUCCUGCUUGUUGUUUCAACAUCAUGUGACUGGAUUAAAGACAUCUCAGGUAGCACGUCAGAUUUCUGCGACACUUCGAAUUCCAUAUACAGUGUGGUGGCCAUGGUGUGUUUUGUUGUAGCCGUCUCGCUGACAUUCGGGCGACAGCUAUGGAAUGUGAAAAGGAUUGUCUUACUAAAGGAAACACAGCUAUUUUGGUACCCGACUUACAACAGUGUCAUGUUAGAGCAAUGGUUGCUGGUAAACCGGAAACUCGAUAUCGACGUGACGGAAGAUACCCAGGAAACUUCACCGAGAAAAGAAGAGAAAACGCGGGUUUACAUAUGCACAACCAUGUAUAGAGAGAGCAGGAAAGAAAUGCAGCAGUUGUUGGAGUCUAUUGGACAGAUCAGCCGCGCCAAUUCCGACACAUCUCAACUCCACUUCGAAUCACAUGUAUUUCUGGACGGAGCGGUCAAAGGGGACGAAAUGUCGGACUUUGCAUUACAAUUGGUCAGUCUACUGAAGGAUGCAUUGCAUAUCGAUAACCUUUUGACCUGCACGAAGACAGCGACACCUUACGGACAGAAACUCGGCUGGAAGCUUCCAGGUCCAUCGGAGAUGACCUUCACCAUUCAUUUGAAAGAUUCCAAAAAGGUGAAGAAAAAGAAAAGAUGGAGUCAGAUUAUGUAUAUGUCUUACGUCCUCGAUUUUCUCAGCAAACAGCACGUGGACAGAGAUGGCAACCCUACAGUGAAGGAAUCCGACUGUUUCAUUUUGACGACAGACGCUGAUGUCAAAUUUUCCCCGGAAUCUGUUGAGGCGCUUCUUGAUCUGAUGAAACGGGACACUUCCGUGGGUGCAGUGUGCGCGCGCACUUAUCCACUCGGAGAAGGGCCGCUUGUAUGGUAUCAGAAAUUCGAGUAUGCUAUCGGCCAUUGGUUUCAAAAGGCUGCUGAACACGUGCUGGGUUCCGUUUUGUGUGCCCCUGGCUGUUUUAGCGUCUAUCGAUGUUCUGCACUGAAGGACAUUGUACCCACCUACGCCUCCAAUGUGGAGAGAGCGUUCGAUUUCCUCAUCAAAGACAUGGGAGAAGACCGAUGGCUGUGUACUCUGAUGGUACAAAGCGGGUGGCGGAUCGAAUAUUGUGCGGCGUCGGAGAACGAGACCUAUUGCCCUGAGGAAUUUGAGGAAUUCUACAAACAGAGACGGCGCUGGAUCGCGUCCACGCUCGCUAACAUUAUCUCACUGAUCAAAGACUGGACAUUAGUCCGAACUCUCAAUCAUCGGGUGUCCUACUUAUUUUGUAUCUACCAGAUAUUUCUUCUAACCUCCACUUUCAUUGGUCCCAGCACCGUGGUUAUAAUCGUGGCAGGCGGCCUGAACUAUGCUUGGAAUUUUGACCUCACUUGGGCGGUGAUACUACAAUUCGUUACCUGUGUGAUUUACGCUGUAAUCUGUUUAUUCAAGAAUGAAAAGUGGCAGAUGCAGUCCGGAAAAAUCAUCACUUUCUUUUACGCUGUCAUCAUGACGGCCGUCGUCGUCGGUAUUGCUGAACAAGUAUCGGAAGACUUCAUCGGCAUUAACGCAAAGGUCAAAGUUGAAACCAAAAACAACGUCACAGUCACCAUUACACCCACGCCUAUUCCUGGAGCAAUCAGUGAGGACUUUCCAGUCUCCUUUGUGACGCUGUAUCUGGGUCUCCUGAUCGCUAUAUUCCUGGUCACCGGGAUGCUUCACCCAUCCGACUUUAAAUGCCUUCUAAACGGAAUUGUGUAUCUACUUUGUUUACCAUCCGGGUACUUAGUGUUGAACAUUUACAGCGUGGUGAACAUCACAGACCGAUCAUGGGGAACCAGGGAGGAAAAGGAACACAACACAGUAAAGGAACAAAAGCCGUGGUACGACGGACUGGAGACAGUAAUGAGGAAAAUAUUCUUUUGUUUUGACAAGACGGAACCAUUGCCAACACCCUCGGUACCAGAGGCGAAGGAAGUUCUGCGACGUCCACGGCGGGAAUCUCAAACCGAGGCUCAGCCGCAGCAGAGGUUGUCGCAAACGAUCGCUCCAGGAUUUAAGUUUCAAGGCAGCAUUCGGAAAUCCAGACGAGUGGAUGAUCAGCUGAGGGAGGGGAAAGUGGAAGAAUUAGAGGACUCACCGGAAGAGGAAGAGACGGAAAGUGAGGAGGAUUUUGACGAAGAAAAUCCCAUCUCUGUCAGAGAAUGGCUUCCAAAAGGGAUGAAGGAAUACGCCAAUAUAUUUAUGGACAAUGGAUAUGAAAACACAAAUUUUCUGGGAAUGUUAACUGAAAAAGACCUUAAAAGACUAGGAAUCAAGAAAGUAGCACAUCGCCGGAAUCUUUUACGGAAAAUCCAGGAUAUUCCGGAGUUUAAGAUCCCCAUUGAUGUUCCGAAAGACGUCACUUCCUGGCUCGUCACUAUUGGACUGGAGGAAUACAAAACCAACUUCAAAAAGAACGACAUUAAGACCAUCAAGGACAUGGAAACUCUCAAGUCGUUCAAAGACCAGGAAAUCAGGGAAGAACUGAAUAUAACCAAACCAGGUCACGUCCAACGUCUUCUCGAUGCCAUUAAUUGCUUGCGAAAUCCAACUCAAGAGGAGCGGAUCAUUACAGAAAUAAAAGAGCAGAUAAGCCGGUCACAUCAACAUGAGCUGAAGAGUGUUAAUCAAGAGGAGUACAAGUUCUGGAGCGACCUCAUCCGGGCAUGUCUGGAACCCGGCUCUGACGCUUUUGGAUUUGAAGAAAUUCUAAAAACAAAGUUAGCGUCAUUACGUAAUGAGUGGCUGAUGGUGUCCGGUAUUGUGAAUUGUCUGUGGAUUGUCAUCAUCAUGACCUUGUCCAGCAGCAUCGACCUUCAGGUGGCGGGAACCAAUCCUCUCAGUUUGGUUUUCCUCGUUGUAUUCGGAUUUUUGUUCGUUCUUCAAUUCCUCUGCAUGCUGGUUCACAGGUUCACCACUUUGUCCCACUUCAUUGCGCGUGCGCCAUACAGAUUCGGUCAGAGUUACCGGACAUCCAUUUCCUUCCUGUCACGUGAUCUCGACCCAGAUGAAGAACACUUGGUUGCAGAAGCUAGAAGCUUAGAACCCCAAUUUCUACAACGGAUGCAGAAGAAAUCAAAAGUUGUCAAACGGAAGAAACACCAGAAUCACCAAGAUAACAGAUUUUCAGAGAGAGCACCAUUGAUGUCCAAUCACCCGGAUGUGUACACGGGUCGGCAAAACCCUUCGUUUCAGGAAAAUGUUUAAAAGAGAUCAAAACCAAUGACAUUCUUGAAACAUUUCAAUCGAUCUUCAUUAUUGUUCCCGAGCAUUAAAUUUCAUCAUCUACAGCAUAUCAAAUGGCUAAUGUGAAAGUGAAAGUGAGGUGUUAUCUAGUGGUGUGAUAAACACGUGACAGUACAAUGUGAAAGUGAAAGUGAGUUGUUAUCUAGUGGUGUGAUAAACACGUGACAGUACAAUGUGAAAGUGAAAGUAAAGUGUUAUCUAGUGAUGUGAUAAACACGUGACAGUACAAUGUGAAAGUGAAAGUGAGUUGUUAUCUAGUGGUGUGAUAAACACGUGACAGUACAAUGUGAAAGUGAAAGUGAGUUGUUAUCGAGUGGUGUGAUAAACACGUGACUGUAUUAUGAGGAUACGGAUUUAUCGAAAUCGUGUGACGAUUUAGAGAUAAUCGUGUAAACCAGGCUCAUUAUUUUUCAGUCCUGGUCUCAAAUUCACAGAAAAUACAUCAGUUUUAUGAUUGUCACGAUAGAAAAAAGGGUGGAAAAUAUGAAAUAAAGAAAAUUAUAUUCA
Messenger RNA from Ostrea edulis (European flat oyster), 5554 nucleotides. RefSeq lists its product as uncharacterized. The record is from RefSeq and is a predicted model, not a curated record. Gene Ontology annotation, molecular function: protein binding; chitin synthase activity. Gene Ontology annotation, cellular component: cell septum; cell periphery. Bases 464 to 5008 code for a protein of 1514 amino acids. Lineage: Eukaryota; Metazoa; Mollusca; Bivalvia; Ostreida; Ostreidae. The transcript has 23 exons.